CUUCCCCCAGUAGUCAAUCGCACUCACUCUGUAAAAGCCGGAGACUGAGCUUCCUGCAAACGAGAAGGUUAGAUAUGGUCACUUUGAAAGGCUCACAUCAAUGGUGCUUGGAGGACACGGAGAAGGAAAUGUGUGGACAGGACAACAAAGGAGCAGGACAGAGAGCAUGCUGACUGAAAAUCCUCUGCUCAGCUCGGAAGGCAACACUAUUUAGUCCAAAGAAUUUUUAUGAUGAAUGAUUUCUGUAUACUUCAGAACUGAUAUAUGAAUGCUAUAACCCAGUUCAGAUGGAGCAAAUCUUUAAAUGGCAGUCCAACAUCACCUCAUGACUCUACAAUAUAAAAACGGCAAAACCUCUUAAGACUGAGAAGAUAAAAUCUAUUGCAUUUACAGACAGUUUUGAAUGAGAUAUUAACUUCUGGCUCUCCACAGACUAAGAAUUGAAAGCUCCAGAGGAACGGUGCCACUGUUCUGGGACUAUUGUGCUACUCUUUCGGGACUACUGGGCUAAUACUAUUGUGAGACAACUGCAGCUACCCUGUGCCUUUGGAACAGAUGCAUGAAGUAAACACUGGCACAAUGGAAAGACAACUGGAGGCUACCAGGCUGGAAAGCAGCACCUCCUCCUGCUUUUUUAUGGAAAGAAAGACUCAGGUCAAGAUUAACAGAAAAAAGAUCAUGUUAGCCAAGCUAAGGAAGAGCUGUUCUUGCACCCCAAGGAAAAUGAAGAACAUUAUCAUGGACUUCUUUCCUGUCUUACGGUGGCUUCCCAAGUACCGGUGCAAAGAGUAUAUAUGGGGGGAUAUCAUGUCUGGGCUAGUGAUUGGGAUCAUUCUGGUACCGCAAGCAAUUGCAUACUCAUUGCUGGCAGGUCUAAAGCCCAUUUACAGUCUUUACACAUCAUUCUUUGCCAACAUCAUUUAUUUCUUGAUGGGCACAUCCCGUCAUGUCUCAGUUGGCAUUUUCAGCUUGAUAAGCUUAAUGGUAGGACAAGUUGUGGACCGAGAGCUUCUCUUGGCUGGGUUUGAUUUGAAUGAUGAUGCUCCACCAGGCCUGGGUGAUGGCUCCCUCUGGAACAACAGCAAACCCAACACAACCGCCUUCAAUUUCACCAUUGGAGGAACAAGUGUAGAGUGUGGGAAAGAAUGCUAUGCUAUCGGCAUUGCUACAGCCUUGACAUUUGUAGCUGGAGUGUAUCAGGUUCUAAUGGGAAUCUUUCAUCUGGGUUUUGUAUCUAUGUAUCUGUCCGAGUCUAUGCUAGACGGCUUUGCAACUGGUGCUUCCUUAACCAUUUUAACAGCUCAAGUGAAGUAUCUGAUUGGAAUAAAAAUCCCACGUAGCCAAGGGCACGGAAUGCUCAUAAUUACUUGGAUUAAUAUUUUCCAGAACAUUACUCAGGCUAACCUUUGUGAUGUCAUCACAAGUGCCAUUUGUAUUGUGGUGCUGGUCACAGCUAAGGAACUAGGAGAUCGGUAUAAGCAUAAAUUGAAAUUUCCUCUGCCCACAGAGCUGGUGGUUAUUGUUGUGGCAACACUGGUAUCACAUUAUGGGAAUCUGAAUGAAUUAUAUGCAUCCAGUGUUUCUGGAGCUAUACCAACAGGAUUUAUUCCCCCCAAGGUGCCAUGCUUUGACUUAAUGCUCCGUGUCGCUGUAGAUGCCUUGCCACUUGCCAUAAUAAGCUUUGCAUUCACUGUAUCCCUUUCUGAAAUGUGUGCAAAGAAAUAUGCUUACACCAUCCGAGCCAAUCAAGAAAUGUUUGCUGUGGGGUUCUGCAACAUCAUUCCUUCAUUCUUCCACUCUUUUGCAACCAGUGCAGCUCUAGCAAAAACACUUGUCAAAACAUCAACAGGCUGUCAGACUCAAGUCUCUGGAGUGAUUAGUGCAAUGGUGGUUUUGAUGGUGCUACUCUUCUUGGCACCUCUCUUCUACUCCUUGCAGAAGUGUGUCCUGGCUUGUAUCAUUAUUGUUAGCCUCCGAGGAGCCCUGAGGAAGUUCCGAGAUGUGCCAGCACGAUACCAUGUAAACAAGGUGGACACACUGGUUUGGAUCAUUACUAUGUCUGCAUCCGCCUUGAUUAGCACAGAAAUAGGGCUUUUGGUUGGUAUCAUUUUCUCCAUGCUGUGCAUCAUUGUUCGGACACAGCAGCCACGGACAGCCCUGCUUGGUCAGAUCCAGAACACCAACUUUUAUGAGGAUGACCUGGAAUACAAAAACCUCUCUUCUGUUCCAAAGGUCAAAAUAUUUCGUUUUGAAGCACCACUUUACUAUGCAAAUAGAAACUACUUCCUGAAGUCUCUGUACAGAUUGACUGACUUAGAUCCUAAUCUAGAAGCUGCAAGAAGGAAGAAAUAUGAGAAGAAGGAACAGCAGCAACUGAAAAAGGGAGAUCAAACUUCUGCUAAUGGACUGGGCAUGGAAGAAACUAUCGUGCAACUAGUACCCAAGCAAAUUGAUUUCCAAGCCAUUAUUGUAGAUUGUUCUUCCAUCUCGUUUCUGGACACCACUGGAGUUAAUACACUGAAGGAAAUCCUGAAAGACUACAAGGAGCUAAACAUUUCUGUUCUCCUGGCUUGCUGCAAUCCCUCAGUAAUAGACUCUUUGAAAAGAGGAGGUUACUUUGGGAAGGAUUUUGGAAAUAUGCAAGAAUUGCUAUUCUACAGCAUACACAAUGCCGUGCAGUUUGCAAGAGACCUAAACGUUCCAGCAGACUGCACUGGUGUUUAGUCUGCUUUUUUCCUGCAACUGGCUACACAAGCGACAGAUGAGAAGAGGCAGUUUGCAAUAAUUAAAAUUAUCAGACGCAUCACUGGCUGCAUACAGCAAGGGGCCUACAAGCCAUUUUUCCCAGAAGAGUUCUGCAGUUUGCCAGGUGCCACGCAGAAGAGUCACUAGUACCAGCCUGGAACAGGUUGAAUUAUUAUUCUUCCACUCUAAAAUGCAUGUGAUAUGCUAUAGGCAGUUUGAAAUUGACUUCCCCUUGGACCACAGUCAAAUAUAUACAUCAUAAGACUGUUGUACUGGAAGUCAGCCCAAUACUAGCCACUUGCCCCAGGAGUUCAUUAGCUCAUUUGUGUUAUGAGGCAUAAGCCAUUUUCAAGAAAAUGCAAUGCAUUUAGCAUUUUGGCCUCAUAAUGCUUAAAGUUGGGAUUGGAAGGCACUUGCUUUGUCCUGGUUCCAGGUAUGCUCCUGAAAACAAUUCCCACCAUUUACAUGCAAUUGUGUAUAAAAUAUUGUGGGAGAUAACAUGUCUCUCCUUGAUUUCAAGGGCUUAAUGACACAAUCUACCAUUGGAGAAGAAAUUAUGAUUCAUCACAUGGUCCUCUCAAAAGUAUCAUGUCCAAAAAAAUACCCUUGAAAAAAAAUCACCUAUGUUGUUACAGUAACCAGCUGAUGAAGGUUUUAAUAUUCUUAGUAACACAGGAAGAAACAUGGCCCUAACAGACUAUUUUAUCAUGAGUAAUGAGACAGUAUAAACUCUUAAUGCAGGUUUUGACUGCCAGUCCUAUUGUGACUCUGAUUGCUAUACAAUCUGUCAAAAUGAGUUGCUCUGGUUGGGCUGAUGCAGAUCUAAUUCACGGACACACAGGGAUGAUCAGCCACAGAAUUGUGCUGAAACACAGGAUGUUUGCCUUGUAACAGCCUACCUGGGAGCUAGGCUAGCAAAAGAAUAUGGGAGAAGAAAAGGCAGGAUGAGAAGGCAAACCAGCUACCUGACUGCAAGAGUAGUGACAAAGCAGGACUGCUAGACUGGCCUUCUCUGUUGUAAUGCUAAUACAGUUUUAUAGUAACAUAUCUUGGCUGAUUAACGGACAAUGCUUUGUUAACUAUGUAUCCCUACAUGCUGGAAAAAUCUCACUAUUCCUUAUACUACAGGCUUCCCCCCUUCCCCUUAUCAUGUUUUCCUUUGAUUUGAUGUUCAUUAACCUGUGUUUUCCAGGGAUGAAUUACUUUUUCUACAAAUUUCUUCCAAUGGGUGUUCAUUUUCUAUUGUGUCAAAUGAUGUCCCAAAGGCCCAAUGCAUUGUCUUUCCAAAUAAGUAGGGACCUAAAUUUGGUACUGUGUAUUUUGGCUCUUGGCUUUUGUAGAAUAUCCCUUCUCAAACCCAAUAAAUAGGUUAGGCUUAUGACUGCCUACCUUAUAGGUAGGGCAGCUUUUACCCUUCCCUCCUUCUUUAUUGCUUGUUCACACACACAGUAAGGGGGUGUGGAAGAAAGGCUUCUCACACCUCUGCCUUUUACACUUAGCAGACUCUAGGCUGGGUUCCAUGUAUGCUGAAGCUAUUUCUCUGCUGUGUGUUUUGAAUUGAACAAAAGGCAUCAUGAGACUUCUUAUUUCAACUUCUCAGACCACACACAGUGAAAAGAGCAAAGAGUUCUCCAGGUGCUCCAAAGAUUGUUGCAUGGGGAUGGAAAGUAGCACAGCUUUAGGCUGGUAAUUUUGAUUCUGAGGUUCCCAUGCACCCAUUAGUAAAAAGCAUGUCAGGUCUACAUUCCCAGGACUGCCAAAACAGUAAAACCUGACAGAAACACUUGCCAAGAGAUUACGCUUUGACUACUAGCAGUGUUUUCUUACCAUAAAGCAAGUGCUUCCCUCUUAAAAUUAGCUUAUUUUUUGACAUACAAUCAAGUGUGCAGAGCUAAAGGUCAUGGUGUUGCUUUUUGUCUGUUUGUAACUUUUCUUAAAUCAGUGAAACUCUUGCUAGACUGUAGCAUGAGGAAGUGGUUUAUAAGAGCUAUUGCCAAACAAGUUAACAAGUACAGUCAGUCUUUUGCUGUUGUGGCAAAGCAACGCAUUGCUUAAAAUAACUAAAACAGUUUAAGUAGGUAAGAACACUCCUUUUGGCAAUCUAAAUUUAUCUUUCUA
Messenger RNA from Nothoprocta perdicaria, 4863 nucleotides. It is a transcript of the gene SLC26A1, whose product is annotated as solute carrier family 26 member 1. The record is from RefSeq and is a predicted model, not a curated record. NCBI's taxonomy places the organism in Eukaryota, Metazoa, Chordata, Aves, Tinamiformes, Tinamidae. Bases 556 to 2724 code for a protein of 722 amino acids. Gene Ontology annotation, molecular function: oxalate transmembrane transporter activity; chloride transmembrane transporter activity; secondary active sulfate transmembrane transporter activity. The transcript has 6 exons. Gene Ontology annotation, biological process: transmembrane transport. Gene Ontology annotation, cellular component: membrane.